AACGUAGUAUUGCUGCUCGAACGUACUGACGCUCGGUCAGUGCGCGGAUGAAGCGCGUGCGCAGAUCGCGGUAACAGGCCACGAAAAAAAUAUCGGCGAAUAUUUAGAAAAAAGAUCCGGAUAGUUUUGAAGAGAUCAAGACGAAGUAGAUUAUAAACGUGAUUCAAAAGAAGACAGGCAAAAUGGCUAAGAACGAGGCUUCAAUUAACAUAUUAAGAAAAUUCGUCAUAGACUGUUUUCUUCUAAUUGGAUUGGGAAUAUGUCUAUCUGCUAUGAACAUGCUUUGGGAGCCGUUCCAAAGAGGUUUCUUCUGUGGAGACCAGAGCCUCAUGUAUCCUUAUAAAGAGGACACCGUCACAGUACUUGUUUUAAGGCUUGUUGGCCUUCUACUGCCUAUAUCAGCGUUUCUAAUAUGUGAGUGGACACUCCUGCAUAAGGUGCACGACAGUGAGCGGUGCCUGGGCGUACGCAUCCCUGUUUGGGUGCGCGGGUUCUACAGCACUCUCGUCUGCUUCGCUCUCGGAACCUGCUUCGUUGAAAUCGCUGUUAACAUCUCCAAGAAUGUCAUUGGAAGACCUAGACCUCAUUUCUUUGAUGUCUGCCGACCAUCAAUAAAUUGCAGCUCCUCGGAAUGGAAGGACCGGUACAUCCAGUCAACUGAUUACACGUGCACAGGACUUAACACUGAUCGGUUUGAGGACUCACACAGGAGUUUCUUGAGUGGUCACUCCGCUUGGGCAGCGUACACAAUGUUAUAUUUGGCUCUGUACCUAGAAAGUCGGAUGACGUGGAAGGGGACCAGGUCCCUGCGCCACGCCCUUCAGUUCAUAGCUGUGAUGCUGAGCUGGUUCACAGCGCUGUCGAGAGUCACUGACUUUAAACACCACUGGAGUGACGUACUUGCUGGGUACUCACUCGGGACGGUGUUUGCUGUUGUCAUGUGGGUAUGGGGCACAGACGUAGUUCAGAAGAAGAAGAACAACAGCUCGUUGCCGCAGUUCGAAAUUGCUAUCACCAACCAGUCAAUGCCGCCACAACGUUAAAAAACAGUUUUACUUAACUAAACUCUAAUUAACUAUUCACGAUUAACUUCUUUUGGUAUAUGAAUUUAAGUCUCACUAGCGCCAUCUCAUGGGCACUCUAAGGAACUAUUCACGAUUGACCUAUUCUGGUAAAAGCCUUUAAGUUUCACUAGCGCCAUCUCUUGGGCACAAUUUCUCACUAAGCUGUCAGACUUGUGAAUCUCAAUGCACGGUCAAACCACUAAAAACAGUCUUCUAUUGCUAUCCACGGUUAAACUACUAGCAUAUUCUACUUUAGAGCGGUUUUGCAUAAUAUGAACUGACGUGGUAUAACUGCUGUGAUUUGCCGUAAAAGUUAGGAUAGCGGAGGCUCAAUCCCUAACCGCCAAAAGCCAUCACCCACUGGUUUUGCGGUUGUCUAUAGGCGGUGAUGAUUGCUUAUAAGCAGAUCAAUAUCCUCGUUUACCUAUCCCUUAAAAAACUCUGCAGUUAUUGCAUGCUCUAUUGUAGUAAGUAGUUUAAAAUGUUCAAGUUUAUCAUAAAGGUCUUUUGCUUGAUCUUUGUCAAAUAAUAGUCCCUUACUAGGUGGUCAUUGGUGGACACGGCACCAUUGUAUUCUUCUGGUAGAUUCUGCCAGCGGCUUCAUCCGCUGUAUCCGUUCAAAUAUCCAUCUAUUAAGGCUUAUAAACGUUCGCGUUUAUUAAAAUAUUAGUAGUACUACGCCGUAAGUCAUCACAUCACAGUUUCUAAUUUUCUUCAGAAGAUCUAAAAAGGAAGUAAAUCGUGAAUACUUUUGUUUAGAUAUGUUAACAACUAGUUAUUUUUGUAUAAUAGGCUGUGCAAUAUAAAUAAUACAAACGUUGUAUCAACGUUUAGAUUUAA
Messenger RNA from Spodoptera exigua (beet armyworm), 1904 nucleotides. The record is from the annotation of a GenBank genome assembly. NCBI's taxonomy places the organism in Eukaryota, Metazoa, Arthropoda, Insecta, Lepidoptera, Noctuidae.